Anarrhichthys ocellatus (wolf-eel) is the source of this 1206-nucleotide messenger RNA. Its product is annotated as cytochrome P450 3A19-like. Bases 1 to 1206 code for a protein of 401 amino acids. Gene Ontology annotation, molecular function: heme binding; iron ion binding; steroid hydroxylase activity. Lineage: Eukaryota; Metazoa; Chordata; Actinopteri; Perciformes; Anarhichadidae. The transcript has 11 exons. The record is from RefSeq and is a predicted model, not a curated record.
AUGCAGUAUGGAUAUGCACCAUAUGGAUUUUUCAAGAAAAUAGACAUCCCUGGACCCAAACCCAUGCCCUUUAUUGGGACAUUUUUGGAGUACAGAAAGGGCAUCCACAAUUUUGACACAGAAUGCCAUCAGAAAUACGGAAAGGUGUGGGGGUUGUAUGAUGGCAGGCAGCCUUUACUGGCAACAGUGGACACAGCUAUGAUCAAAACCAUCUUGGUCAAGGAGUGUUAUUCAAUCUUCACCAACAGACGGAUGUACUCCAUCAUGUUGCACCACUCAAGUAAUCUGUUAAAGACCCUUCGCAAGAAUGUAGAGGCGGAUGAAGUCAUAGAUGUUAAAGAAGUGUUUGGACCCUACAGCAUGGAUGUUGUGACCAGCACUGCCUUCAGUGUGGACAUUGAUUCCAUCAACCAUCCAUCCGAUCCUUUUGUAGCAAACAUUAAGAGAAUGGUGAAGUUCAACAUCCUGAAUCCCCUGCUUGUGCAACCGAGUGGACUUCAUGCAGUUGAUGAUGGACUCUCAGACGUGGAAGAGAAUACGAGCUCCGGCAAAGGACUGACUGACAACGAGAUCCUGUCUCAGGCUCUGAUAUUCAUCUUUGCUGGCUAUGAAACAAGUAGCACCACAAUGGGAUUUUUAGCCUACAACCUGGCAACUCACCCUCAAAUCCAAAAGACCCUGCAAGAGGAGAUUGAUGAAACCUUCCCAGAAAAGGGUCAGCCAACCUAUGAAGCUUUGAUGCAAAUGGAAUACCUGGACAUGGUGUUGAAUGAGUCAAUGAGGCUGUACCCUAUUGCUAAUCGAUUAGAGAGAGUGUCAAAGUCUUCUGUGGACAUUGACGGUGUGACCAUCCCUAAAGGAACUGUCGUCAUCAUACCAAUUUACACUCUCCAUCGUGACCCUGUGUUGUGGCCUGAGCCUGAAUCCUUCAAACCUGAAAGGUUCAGCAAAGAGAACAAAGACAGCAUUGAUCCUUAUUCCUACCUACCAUUUGGAGCAGGGCCAAGGAACUGUAUCGGCAUGCGAUUUGCUCUCGUAAUGAUGAAGUUGGCCCUGGUGGAGAUCCUCCAGAACUUCAGCUUUGUCACAUGCAAGGAGACACAAAUUCCAAUGGAGCUGUCAAAUUAUGGAUUCACCACACCCAAGGAUCCCAUCAAACUGAAGCUGGAGCCCAGAACCGCCACUGCAGAUCCUCCCUCAAGCUAA